Rhizopus microsporus ATCC 52813 is the source of this 1020-nucleotide messenger RNA. RefSeq lists its product as uncharacterized. NCBI's taxonomy places the organism in Eukaryota, Fungi, Mucoromycota, Mucoromycetes, Mucorales, Rhizopodaceae. The coding region runs from base 1 to 1020 and encodes 339 amino acids. The record is from RefSeq and is a predicted model, not a curated record. The transcript is spliced from 2 exons.
AUGACCAGAUUAUAUCCUCAAGCAUUACUCAAACAGUUUACCAACCUGUCAGUCAAGCCAAACUGGGCUUAUUAUGAUAUCAAUGCCGAGUUUAACAGCCAAGUGAAUUGGUACUUUUUUAAUAGCUCUAACCCUAUUCGCAAUGACCAAAUUGAUCUCUUGCGAAAUGUCGUACAUGAGUUCAUCCAUGGUCUUGGCUUUGUCUCUUCAUGGUCCGAUAGCUUUUAUGCCAAACUAGCACCGCUUGUGGAUGGCAUCGAUCGAUUUAUUACGCCUAUGCUUCUGACCUCUGUCAAGGAAAGCUCAACUACAAGUUAUGAUGCACCUCAGCCAUUCUGGGGCUUUGUUGAAUUUCCAUUUGACAAGCUCAUAUAUGCCAACUCAUCCAAUGCACUUUCUCCAUUCACAACAGUCACAUACCAGCUGAACCAGUUUUACGGAUCAAAUGUAACCUUCAAGAGCGCUCUUGAUUGGGCAAAUGCUUGGUAUGCCUCGGAUGCGUACAAGAUCGCGUCAAGCGCCUACAGUAGGACAGUAUCUGCAGAUAAUGUCUUGGCAGUGGUAAACAAUGUGCCGACCUUGCUACUCGAGACCUCUCUGAAUCCAUUUAGUCAGGGAUCAUCUUUGUGUCAUGUUGACCAACAGACCUAUGUUAAUUCUACCGAGUUCCUCAUGGUCUACAUGGCUGAUCGCGGCGUAUCCCUGAACAAAACAAAUCGAGGUCCCUUUGGACCGAAACUGAUUAAGGUCUUGGCUGGCCUUGGAUACAAAAUCAAUACAUCCUUCUUUAACGCGACGACCAUUCGACCUGAACUCAUUUACUGGAUGCCUCCUCAGGGACUCGUCAACACAAGUCAAAAUCCAUCUCCUUCGCUUGUGUCCUAUACAAAUGGACCAGCGCAUGCUCCCAUCACAUCUACUUCAUCUAUAUCCGUAUCACAUACUUCUUCAUCCAAUCAUCUUAUCAUCAGCUCCUGGCUAAUAUUGUUAUUAUUACUAUUUAAUGUGUUAAUGUAUUAA